Messenger RNA from Molossus molossus (Pallas's mastiff bat), 3864 nucleotides. RefSeq names its product pleckstrin homology and RUN domain containing M2 (gene PLEKHM2). The transcript has 20 exons. Gene Ontology annotation, cellular component: endosome membrane. Lineage: Eukaryota; Metazoa; Chordata; Mammalia; Chiroptera; Molossidae. The record is from RefSeq and is a predicted model, not a curated record. Gene Ontology annotation, biological process: positive regulation of membrane tubulation; regulation of protein localization; lysosome localization. Gene Ontology annotation, molecular function: kinesin binding. Bases 11 to 3085 code for a protein of 1024 amino acids.
CGGCGGCGACAUGGAGCCGCGGGAGGUGAAGGACCGGAUCCUGGAGAACAUCUCGCUGUCGGUGAAGAAGCUGCAGAGCUACUUUGCUGCGUGUGAAGACGAGACCCCUGCCAUCCGGAACCACGACAAGGUCCUGCAGCGUCUGUGUGAGCACUUGGACCACGCCCUGCUGUAUGGACUGCAAGACCUCUCGUCGGGCUACUGGGUGCUCGUGGUGCACUUCACCCGGAGAGAGGCCAUCAAACAGAUCGAGGUGCUGCAGCACGUGGCCACCAACCUGGGGCGCAGCCGGGCCUGGCUGUACCUGGCCCUCAACGAGAACUCCCUGGAGAGCUACCUGCGGCUGUUCCAGGAGAACCUGGGGCUGCUGCAUAAGUACUACGUCAAGAAUGCCCUGGUCUGCAGCCACGAUCACCUGACUCUCUUCCUGACCUUGGUUUCUGGGCUGGAGUUCAUUCGAUUCGACCUGGACCUGGACGCCCCUUACUUAGACUUGGCCCCCUACAUGCCUGACUACUACAAACCUCAGUACCUGCUGGACUUUGAGGACCGCCUUCCCAACUCGGCCCAUGGCUCGGACAGCCUGUCGCUCAACUCCUUCAACUCCGUCACCUCCACCAACCUGGAGUGGGACGACAGUGCCAUCGCCCCGUCCAGCGAGGAUUAUGAUUUUGGAGAUGUGUUUCCAGCAGUGCCGUCUGUACCCAGCACAGACUGGGAAGACGGAGACCUCACAGACACUGUCAGUGGUCCUCGCUCCACUGCCUCGGACCUGACCAGCAGCAAAGCGUCCACCAGGAGUCCCACCCAGCGCCACAACCCCUUCAAUGAAGACCAGGCGGAGACCGUCUCCUCCUCUGACACCACCCCUGUGCAUGCCACCUCUCAGGAGAAGGAGUCCCACACCCCCGAGCUGCCAGACACCUGCACAGAGCUCGAAGUCAUCAGGGUCACCAAGAAAAAGAAAACUGGUAAGAAGAAGAAGACCAGAUCAGACGAGGAAGCAAGUCCUCUUCACCCAGCCUCUGUCCAGCACGCCGGCGCCAGGAGCGGGGACGGCGACAGCCGGGUCAGCAGCCCAGGCCUGGGGCGGGGCUCACCAGACACCACCUUUGCUUCCCCCCAGGAGAAGGGGGAGGGGCCCGGCAGCACAGCUGAGAGCAGCGAGCGCUCCGAGCCCAGCCAGAUGGGCCUGCUCAUCCCUGAAAUGAAGGACACCUCCAUGGAGCGCUUGGGGCGGCCCCUGAGCAAGGUCAUCGACCAGCUCAACGGGCAGCUGGACCCUCGCACCUGGAGCUCCCACAUCGAGCCCCCCGACCAGCCCUUUCGGACCGGCUCUCCGGGGGACACCCCGGAGAGGCCGCCAUUUUGUGACUUUAGUGAGGGGCUUCCAGCCCCAAUGGACUUCUACCGCUUUACCGUCGAGAGUCCAAGUACUGUUACAUCAGGUGGCAGCAACCAUGACCCUGCAGGGCCUAGCCAACCGCUGCAUGUUCCUGGUAGCCCUGCGGCUGCUGGCCAAGAAGAAGCGGGAGGAGGAGGAGAGGGACAGGCGCCUCCACUCCUAGAGGACACCCUGGAGGAGGCUCAGGAGCCAGAGACCCAGGAACUGGAGACCCAGUUGCCCCCAGUCGGUGAGGGGCUUGUGGCUGAGCAGCAGCCUGGGACCCAGGAGGCUCUUUGCCCGCUCAAGCGAGACCAGCCCAGCCCGUGUCUGAGCAGCGCUGAGGACUCUGGGGUGGAUGAGGGGCAGGGGAGCCCUUCUGAGAUGUCCCACUCUGCAGAGUUCAGAGUAGACAACAAUCACUUACUCCUGCUGAUGAUCCAUGUGUUUCGAGAAAACGAAGAGCAGCUCUUCAAAAUGAUCCGGAUGAGCACGGGGCACAUGGAGGGCACGCUGCAGCUGCUGUACGUGCUGCUCACAGACUGCUACGUCUACCUGCUCCGGAAAGGGGCCACAGAGAAGCCAUACCUGGUGGAAGAAGCCAUUUCCUACAGUGAACUUGACUACGUGUCGGUGGGCCUGGACCAGCAGACGGUGAGGCUGGUGUGCACCAACCGCAGGAAGCAGUUUCUGCUGGACACGGCUGACGUGGCCCUGGCUGAGUUCUUCUUGGCUUCACUGAAGUCAGCCAUGAUCAAGGGCUGUCGGGAACCACCCUAUCCCAGCAUCCUGACCGAUGCCACCAUGGAGAAGCUGGCACUGGCCAAAUUCGUGGCCCAGGAAUCUAAGUGUGAGGCGACCGCUGUUACUGUGCGCUUCUACGGGCUCGUGCACUGGGAGGACCCCUCGGACGAGUCCCUGGGCCCUGUCCCCUGCCACUGCUCACCCCCUGAGGGUGCCACCACCAAAGAAGGCAUGCUGCAUUACAAGGCGGGCACCUCCUACCUGGGCAAGGAGCACUGGAAGACUUGCUUCAUGGUACUCAGCAACGGGAUCCUCUACCAGUAUCCCGACCGCACCGAUGUCACCCCCCUGCUCUCAGUGAACAUGGGGGGGGAGCAGUGCGGCGGCUGCCGGAGGCCCAGCACCACGGACCGGCCCCACGCCUUCCAGGUCAUCCUGGCCGACCGGCCCUGCCUGGAGCUGAGCGCCCAGAGCGAGGCUGAGAUGGCCGACUGGAUGCAGCACCUCUGCCAGGCCGUGUCCAAGGGGGUGAUCCCGCAGGGGGUGACUCCCAGCUGCAUCCCCUGCUGCCUGGUGAUCACGGAGGACCGCCUCUUCACCUGCCACGAGGACUGCCAGACCAGCUUCUUCCGCUCCCUGGGCACCGCCCUGCUGGCCGAUGUCAGCGGCGUCUCCACGGAGCCUGGCCGGGAGUACUGCGUCUUGGAGUUCUCCCGGGACGGCCAGCAGCCCCUCCCGCCCUGGGUCGUCUACUUGAGCUGCACGUCUGAACUGGACCGAUUCCUGUCUGCACUGAACUCCGGGUGGAGAACCAUCUACCAGGUGGACCUCCCCCACAAGGCCAUCCAAGAAACCUCCAACAAGAAGUUCCAGGACGCCCUGAGCCUCAUCCACAGCGCGUGGCAGCGCAGCGACAGCCUCUGCCGUGGCAGGGCCUCCCGGGACCCCUGGUGCUGAGGGGCUGCCGGCGUCCUGGUGGCAGGACAGGCAGGCUCGCCGAUCGGCACUCCCGUGUUUCUCGGGGCCAGGCUUCCGCCCCAUUCCACAGCCCCUCCCCCUCGGGCAGCGCAACCAACGAGCGGAGCCUGAGACGGUCUGCCCUCCCGGUCCCCCGAGUGGGUGCUCGGCACUGGGAAGCGCCAGGGGCAGAGGGUCGAGCCCUAUGGGCUCUGUAUUUGCACAGCCCCCCGAGGGCAUGGCCUUAGUCACGCCAUCUCUUCAGGAUGGCAGUGCAUGUCAUGUUGACCCUGAGGGCAGCAGGACAGGAGGGCAGGAGUCCCUCUUCCUCUCUUGGGCCCGGGGGCAGAGGCUCAGGCUGCCCCAGGCCCUGAGUGCCUGGCCUCCUUGUUCGUGUUUGAACAUCCCCUGGCCGUGCGGGGAGCUGGGACACAGGUCUCACUGCAUGUCUCCUCACUGACUCCCCGAGCACACUGCUGCCCGCCUCCCAGGGCUAGGGCCGGGGCGGGACUGGCCCUCCCUGGCUGCCAGGAGGCCCUGCAUGUCCCCUGAACCUGGCAGUGCCCGUGGACCUAGGAAGCAGGCUGUCCCCUUUCACCGGGAACAAAAGGGAGGGACGGGGGCUUGGAGGGGAGCAGCCUGGUGGCCAUGCUGGAGCCUCCUGACUGCCCCUGCUUGGCUAGAGCCAGGCCCUUCCCAAGAGCUUUGUCAAGGGCCCUCUAGGGGGACGGAGUCAGGUGGUUUGGGGUUUGUUUUUUAAAAUAAAAUAGAUAUGUUAU